This is a messenger RNA of Suillus paluster, 507 nucleotides long. RefSeq lists its product as uncharacterized. The record is from RefSeq and is a predicted model, not a curated record. The transcript has 5 exons. NCBI's taxonomy places the organism in Eukaryota, Fungi, Basidiomycota, Agaricomycetes, Boletales, Suillaceae. The coding region runs from base 1 to 507 and encodes 168 amino acids.
AUGCGUACUUGCCUUGCCUUUGCUUCGUCCCUCUUGCUUGCUGGUCAAGUUCUUUCGUUAUCGAUCGCUGUCGGGGGUUCUGUCGGAACUAUUGACGCAACCCAGUUCCUCAACGUCACCGACACAUACCUGUUGACUGACUGUCAGAACCCGUGCUCCAGCGCAACCGCUCAAAUCGCCAAUUGCACCACCAAUGAUUCUUGUCUGUGCUCAUCCAGCACAGUCAUGGCCAUCACAUCAUGUGAGCAAUGCAUGUUCAACGACUUGAUCGCCAAGUUCGCGACAAGCACCGACCCCCGCGCUGGCUCAUCCGCUGCUCUUACCGCGUACGCCGCUGCAUGUUCAUCCGUAGGCUUCACAGUCCCUUCCUCUUCCGUUGCCUUGUCCCUUCCUUCCAGUUGGGAUGGCCCUUUCGGAGUUAGCCUUGGGACUCUUUCUACGGUUUCGAUAGUGGGCGUUGGUGCAAUCCUUGGCGCGGGCAGUCUUUUGCUGUUGUCCAAUAUGUGA